Messenger RNA from Pungitius pungitius (ninespine stickleback), 2276 nucleotides. RefSeq names its product trafficking protein particle complex subunit 14-like. The record is from RefSeq and is a predicted model, not a curated record. Bases 19 to 1851 code for a protein of 610 amino acids. Gene Ontology annotation, molecular function: alpha-tubulin binding. Gene Ontology annotation, biological process: cilium assembly. NCBI's taxonomy places the organism in Eukaryota, Metazoa, Chordata, Actinopteri, Perciformes, Gasterosteidae. Gene Ontology annotation, cellular component: TRAPPII protein complex. The transcript is spliced from 13 exons.
UCUCCUCCGCUGGUCGCCAUGGUGCAGAUGAUGGAGUCGCAGUGCGAGUACUUCAUGUACUUCCCCGCGGUGCCCAUCAGCGACCUGUCGGACCCGGCGCGGUACCGCGCGCUGCCGCGCCGCAGCCACCUGUACCUGGGGGAGACGGUGCGCUUCCUGCUGGUGCUGCGCUGCCGCGACGGGGGGGGCACGCCGAGCGAGCCCGGCCCCGCAGGUGGCGCUGACGGCCCGGCCGCCGUCUUCGGGACGGAGUCGGCCAGCGGCCGGGCCUGGAGGGAGCUGGCGGGUUCGCUGUGCGCCGUGGCCAGCGUGAGCCCGGGGGACAGCGCCCGCCACCGAGGCCACCACCACCACAGCUACCAGGGCGGCGGGGACGAGGCCCGCGAGGACGGCGAGGACGACUACAUGGCGGCGGCCGAGGCGGCCAUCGCGGCGCUGGGCAGCCGGGUGGACUCCCGCUGCCGCAGUUUCAGGGACUGCAAGCCGCUGCUCAUACACAACUCGUCUGGCACGGCGGCGAGGGAAUUCCGCAGGGCACCUGUUCAGUCCCCGCUGGACGAACCGGUGGUGCUGACCGAUGAGGUCAUCUUCCCUCUCACUGUCUCCCUGGACAAACUCCCCGUCAGCACCCUGAAGGUCAAGGUGAUGGUGACCGUGUGGAAGAAAGAGGGGGAGAAAGGGGAAGUGCAGGAGCUGGGCUACCUGAGCGUCCUGCAGCAACGAGAGCCGACACACACCUUCAGACACGACCUGAACACCUUCAAAGCUCAGGUGAGCACCACGCUGACCGUCCUGCCCCCCCCCACCCUGCGCUGCAAGCAGAUGACCGUCUCCGGGAGGCACCUCGUCGUCCUCAAAGUUCUCAACGAGUCCUCCCAGGAGGAGCUCAGCGUGCGAGACGUUCGUGUCCUACCGAACCUGAACGCCUCGUACCUCCCAGUGAUGCCCGACGGCUCCGUGCUGCUGGUGGACAACGUGUGCCACCAGUCCGGUGAGGUCGGCAUGGCCUCCUUCAGCCGGGUGGACAGUCCAGCCUCCCGCCUUCCCAGCAUGCUUUGCGCUCUGGAGGAGCACGACUUCCUGUUCCAGCUGCACCUCAACGACGUCCCGCAGGACGACUCCAACGAGGGGAUGGAGGUUCCCCUGGUCGCCGUGCUGCAAUGGUCGACUCCCAAGAUGCCGUUCACCAACUGUAUCUACACCCACUACAGGUUGCCGAGCGUCCGGCUGGACGAGCCUCGCUUCGUGAUGACGGCCAGCUGCCCGAGCAGCGUCGCCGUGAAGGAGAACUUCAAGGUCAAGUACGUUCUGCUCAACAACCUCCAGGACUUCCUCGCCGUGCGGCUGGUCUGGACCCCGGAGGGUCGGGGUCACGGCGACGAGGCCUCGCUGGCUGCCGUCGUCUGCCACUCCCCUCUCAGCAACCUGGGCCACAGCCGCAGAGGCAGCACCUUGUCCUUCAGCGUGGCCUUCCAGAUCCUCAAGCCCGGGCUCUACGAGCUGAGUCAGCACAUGAAGCUGAAGCUCCAGUUCACGGCCUCCGUGUCCAACCCUCCUCCAGACGCUCGGCCGCUGUCACGUAAGAACAGCCCGUCCAGCCCGGCCUUUCGAGACCUGCUGGACCGGCACCAGGCCAGUCUGGGUCGCUCGCAGUCCUUUUCCCACCAGCAGCCCUCUCGCUCCCACAUCAUGAGGACGGGCAGCGCCAUGGAGCGGCGGGCCAUCACCCCCCCCGUGGGCUCCCCGGUGGGCCGGCCGCUCUACCUGCCCCCCCAGGACAAGUCGAUGCUGUCGCUGGACAAGAUCGCCAAGAGGGAGUGCAAGGUCCUGGUGGUGGACCCCGCCAGCUAGCGGGCGAGGAGGCAGGAGGCAAGGGGGCAAGGAGCAGUGAGGAGAGGCCUCGACAGAGGAAAAUAAAAUGAAUCAGUGAAAACACAAAAGGACAUUUUAGAGACUUAAAACAGAAAUGAGACUUGACUGAACGUGAAACACACAAAGACAUGAAAAAGAAGAAGAAGCUUCAACAGGAAGAAAAAGACAUUUGAAUGUUUUCAAUAGUUUUAUUGCCAAAAACCUGCAGAGCUAAAGACAUUCAACCAGCUGGUGUUGACUGAUGGCUAAUGUUAGCAUGCUAAGCUAGCGAGUGUUUGUCAGUCUGCUGAGUGGUGAACGAUGACAGUAAUUCAGGUCGAUUCAGUAUUACGUGUUUUUUUCUGACACAUUUUGUUUUAUUUGGAAUAUGGCAAGACUUUUGUUUUUAGCUUUUAAGUGGUGAA